AUGUCCGCAUCACUGUCUUACCGCAUUUACAAAAAUGCUCUCCUCCUAUCUGCCUUCUUGACUGCCGCUCAAGCACAGCAAGUUGGUACCUCAACCUCUGAGGUUCAUCCGUCUUUGACCUGGUCGAAAUGUUCGAGCGGUGGAAGCUGCACCACGCAGAGCGGCUCGGUGGUCAUUGAUGCCAAUUGGCGAUGGGUCCACAACGUCGGUGGCUAUACCAACUGCUAUACUGGCAAUGAGUGGGACUCGACACUGUGCCCUGACGAUGUUACCUGUGCGGCCAACUGUGCUUUGGAUGGUGCCACAUACGAAUCGACCUACGGUGUCACCACCAGCGGUGAUGAACUCCGUCUGAACUUCGUUACUACUGCCUCGCAGAAGAACAUUGGAUCUCGUCUCUACCUGAUGGAGGAUGACACCACUUACCAAAUGUUCGAUCUGUUGAACCAGGAGUUCACCUUCGAUGUGGACGUCUCUAAUCUCCCCUGUGGGUUGAACGGUGCCCUCUACUUUGUUGCUAUGGACUCCGAUGGUGGUAUGGCUCGCUACCCCACAAACAAAGCUGGAGCCAAAUACGGAACAGGUUACUGUGACUCUCAGUGCCCCCGGGACCUGAAAUUCAUCAACGGUCAGGCCAACAGCGAAGGCUGGACUCCUUCCGAAACCGAUGUGAACUCCGGUAUUGGUAACCACGGUUCCUGUUGUGCGGAGAUGGAUAUCUGGGAGGCCAACUCGAUCUCGAACGCAGUCACUCCUCACCCUUGUGAUACUCCAACCCAGACCAUGUGUGAGACAGAUGCCUGCGGUGGUACUUACAGCAGCGAUCGUUACGGCGGCACUUGUGACCCCGAUGGAUGCGAUUUCAACCCUUACCGCAUGGGUAACACCACAUUCUUCGGUCCUGAUAAGACUGUCGAUACCAACUCCGUGUUCACCGUGGUAACCCAGUUCAUCACCGACGAUGGUACCUCCUCGGGCACUCUGAGUGAGAUUAAGCGUUUCUACGUCCAGGAUGGCGUCGUCAUCCCCAACUCCGCCUCUACCAUCAGCGGUGUGAGUGGUAACUCCAUCACUACGGACUUCUGCACUGCCCAGAAGACUGCCUUCGGUGAUGAGGACAUCUUUACCGAGCACGGAGGCUUGGCCGGUAUGGGUGCCGGUCUCGCUGACGGCAUGGUUCUGGUUAUGAGUCUUUGGGAUGAUCACUACGCCGAUAUGCUCUGGCUUGACAGCAUCUACCCGACGACCGAUUCCUCCACCACCCCAGGUGCUGCCCGUGGCUCCUGUGACAUCUCAUCUGGAGACCCAGCUACCAUUGAAUCAUCCGAGGCAGACUCCUACGUCAUCUACUCGAACAUCAAGGUUGGUCCGAUUGGCUCCACCUUCUCGUCGGGUACCUCCAGCUCGAGCACUACUACCAAGACCACGUCUACGUCCUCCAAGACUACUUCCACUUCCACCAAGACUACUUCCACUUCCACCAAGACUACUACCACGGCUUCUAGCACCACUGGUGCUGCUCACUACGCCCAGUGUGGUGGAUCUGGAUGGACUGGUGCCACCACCUGUGCCGACGGCUACACCUGCACUGCGCAGAACGCCUGGUACUCCCAGUGCCUAUAG
Molecule: messenger RNA, 1623 nt
Organism: Penicillium longicatenatum
Lineage: Eukaryota; Fungi; Ascomycota; Eurotiomycetes; Eurotiales; Aspergillaceae
Gene: cbhB
Product: putative 1,4-beta-D-glucan-cellobiohydrolyase
Exons: 1
Coding region: 1-1623 (540 amino acids)
Biological process (GO): carbohydrate metabolic process
Cellular component (GO): extracellular region
Molecular function (GO): hydrolase activity, hydrolyzing O-glycosyl compounds; cellulose binding
Source: RefSeq, a predicted model, not a curated record